AGAUCACGUGUGUGAAUAACAUUACGUCGUUCCCACCUCGCUUGAAUCGUCUGAACGGGUAUCGUCUCUUCUGUCCUGUUUCGGCCGUUUUUCUCUGUGUUUUCAAAUCUUUCUAAAUAAUAACCAUGGGAGACGAAUCAGAAGAGAGAGCUCGCCGUCGUGAAGAACGCAGGAGAAGGAGGGAAGCCGAAAAGUUGGCUGGACAAAAUGAUACCUCAUCAGUAGAUGCUGAUUUAGAAGCAUUACGGCGUCGACGAGAAGAAAGGAGACGACUUCGGGAAUUGGAACAGGAAAAUGGAGCCAAUGGCCCAGCAGAGCCAGUAGAAGACUUCAGUACUAGGCGAAGACGGCGCAAGGAACGCGAAGAAGAGGAAGAACGGCAAAGGCAGGAGGAGGAGGCUCGUAGGCAGGAGGAGGAGGCUCGUAGUCAGGAGGAGGAGGCCCGUAGACAGGAGGAGGAAGAAGCUAAAAGGCGAGAGGAAGAGGAAGCACGGCAACGAGAAGAAGAGGAGGAAGAAGAGAGGCGACGAGCUGAGGAUGAGGCAGAGGAGGCCCCUGCUGAGGAGGCCCCUGCUGAGGAGGCUCCUGCAGAGGAGGCUCCUGCAGCUGAAGAGGCUCAAGUUAAUGCAGAAGAGGAAGCCGAAAAACAACGACAACAGGAAGCAGAACAACGAAGGCGAGAGGAGCAACAAAAACAAGCAGAAGAACAACAAAGGCGAGAAGAAGAAGAAGAGAAAAAGAAGAAAGAAGCUCAAGCACCUGCACCAGCCAAGAAAGCAGGAGGCCUAAGCAUGAAAUUAGGACGCAAGAUGAACAUCAAGGUUUGUCAAAAGGCGGUGCCCUUGACCGCUGUAGCCGUCUCUCUACUCUUUUGA
Molecule: messenger RNA, 875 nt
Organism: Saccoglossus kowalevskii
Lineage: Eukaryota; Metazoa; Hemichordata; Enteropneusta; Harrimaniidae
Cellular component (GO): troponin complex
Source: RefSeq, a predicted model, not a curated record